Exaiptasia diaphana is the source of this 3614-nucleotide messenger RNA. Its product is annotated as cyclic nucleotide-gated olfactory channel. Lineage: Eukaryota; Metazoa; Cnidaria; Anthozoa; Actiniaria; Aiptasiidae. Gene Ontology annotation, biological process: monoatomic cation transmembrane transport; potassium ion transport. The record is from RefSeq and is a predicted model, not a curated record. Gene Ontology annotation, molecular function: voltage-gated potassium channel activity; intracellularly cGMP-activated cation channel activity; protein-containing complex binding. Gene Ontology annotation, cellular component: plasma membrane; intracellular cyclic nucleotide activated cation channel complex.
UUGGAUUAGUGGUAAUUAAGAGUAAACGAGCUUCGUAUCUUAGUCUCCGACCAGGCUGUUUUGGCUUAUGUUCAUGGUCAAUUUACGUGGCGGUUUUCUAAAAGAAACUUGUAGGAUUUCAGUACAUUAACAAACAAUGGGGGUCUUUCUGAUUUGGGAAUGGUGAUGACAGCAAUGCCAGAGUAGAUUUUCAGUAGAGGCCUUUUCAGGAAGRGUCUAGAAACUGACCAUGGGGAAGGAAUCAAAGAGAAUUUGCUGUUUUCGAAGCAACGCGUUAUCAGUGGACACAGAAAUGUCCAAUCCAAACAGCAAACGGACAUCGAGAGUACAUUUUGAGGAUGCUGUUGACGAUGCCGAUGAUGCUGACCUUGUGAACAAAAAGAACAAGAAAAGCUACUGGUCGAAAGGAGAACGUCGUUAUAGUGAGGCCGAGAAAGCUUUCCUUAGUCGUGUCCGAAUACGAUCUGUUGUUGGUCGAGAUAGACAAAGGAAAUUUGGAUGUUUGAAGUUCUUUGAUCCUGCAGAAGACAGGGUAUACCUGUGGUUGUUCGUAGUUUCUAUAGCUGUGCUGUACAAUAUAUGGACCAUCAUGCUUCGUACCGCUUUCUCUCAGCUCAACAAUGAGUUUUUUAUCAUCUGGCUUGUCUUGGAUUAUGGUUGUGACAUCAUCUACAUKGCUGAUAUUAUAAUUAGCAUGAGAACUGGCUUUCUAGAGGAGGGUAUUAUACAAACAAGUCCACGUAAAUUACGAAAUCACUACAUCAAGUCAUUGCCGUUUUUUCUGGACGCCGCUGCCACCAUACCGUUGGAUUUUCUCUACAUAUUCGUUCCUUACAUCCCUGCUGUCCGUAUUAACCGCAUUUUCAAGUUCCAUCGCUUUUGGCAUUUUUUGGACCGUACGGAGAGUCGAACCUCGUUUCCAAGUGUCAUUCGUUUAGGAUCAUUAGUUCACUUUAUACUCAUUAUUAUUCAUUGGAAUGCGUGCGUGUAUUUCAUGGUAUCGAAGGAACUUGGUUUUGGUACRGAUAACUGGGUUUAUCCUGGUCUUCCUGGACAAUUGAACAAAAAUACCAGCUAUGACUCACUGUCACGUCAGUAUAUAUACUCGUUUUACUGGUCGACACUGACUUUAACCACGAUUGGUGAAGUGAACCCUCCUAAUACUACCGUACAGUAUGUGAUUGUUACAUUUGAUUACCUCAUUGGUGUACUUCUCUUUGCUACUAUCGUCGGUAACGUUGGUAACAUCAUUACCAACCUAAAUGCGUCCAGGCUCGACUUUCAAAACAAAAUGGACGGCGUCAAGGCUUACAUGCGCUUUCAUAAGAUCCCUCAAGACCUUCAGAAUCGUGUCAUCAAGUGGUUUGAUUACCUAUGGACGUACAAGAAACAUCCUGAUGAAGAAGAGAUAUUAUUGUCGUUACCAGAUAAGCUAAGAGCAGAGAUAGCAAUCAAUGUUCAUCUGGACUCUCUUAGAAAGGUUGCCAUCUUUCAAGACUGUGAAUCUGGAUUUUUGUGUGAGCUUGUUACGUUUGCCGUAAAGGAGAAGUAGGACGCGAGAUGUACAUCGUGAAUCGUGGUAAACUAGAGGUUGUAUCAGAGCGAGGAACCAAGAUUUACGCCGCUCUUGAAGCUGGAAGCUACUUUGGUGAGAUAAGCGUYUUAUGCAUGAGCAGUGCYGGWAACAGGCGYACUGCAUCUGURAGGUCCGUAGGCUAUACCGAGUUAUUCUGUCUAUCAAAGAACGAUCUUAUGGAAGUACUAAAUGAGUAUCCAGCUAUUAAGGAAAAGAUUGAAAAGAUUGCUUUAGAYAAACUUGAAAAUGAUAAACGACGUAUCAGUAGCAAAGCCGAUGGUGUAAACUCAAAUGCCCAYGGAGUAUCUAUGCAAGGACGAGUUAUCGAAGAAAAAGAGUUUAAAAAACUGGUUCAGAAGGUAGAAAAACUCGAGUCGCAGAACGACGAACUCGUUGCGGAGUUAGAGAGYCAGAAGASUGAGUUCGAUGAACGAGUAGUAACUCUUGAAACAGCAUUGUCUGAGCUGCUUAGGAAACGUACUAACGAAGAAACACCACCCUCGCUUAAAGCUUCUAUUGAGUCAGUCUGGAAAAAGAGAUAGUAGUAGUAUCCAAUCCCUUCUCUUGUGUACAGGGAAGAGUAAGCCUGGUCCGUAUUAGAUGUUCUCCUGUUAGUCUCACAAAUUMCCCAAAAAUCAGACCAGAACGUCAGCGCACAGGCURUAUUUGAUUGGUCAAUUUGAAAAGCAUGUGGCAAUUUAUUCAGACAUUGUGCUCAGUCACGUGAUUUUGUUAGCAUCCAUUGUACAUGCGUGAUUACGUCAGAACAUGCGUUUUACGCGAGCAAAAAGGGAUUAUGUAUCUACUGUUUUUAUGGCUGUAGAUGACAUGAAUCUCUCAACAUUUCAACGACAAUAAAGCUCUCGUAUUACUAUUAUUGCUUCGUCUUUGUCAUAUCACUCCAAAUGCAUAACCUUUCAAGUGUUUUACCAACCGAAGAUUGGCAUGAUGACAUCAUGCCUACUAGUUGUUUAUUGGAAUUCUAUACAUGCAUUGAAAUAUCCUGCWUAGUGAAGUAUGUUUCAUUGAAGAACUGAAAUAAAUUUUUAACAGAUUCAUUAAUUAACCUUUUCCUCCCCUCCCUCAUAAUAUUAUAUGAUCGAGAAAUGUAAUUCAUCGUGGUCAGAAAGUGUUGGGACGUGAUUGGUUGGUUUGAUGGAAGACGUUUUGAAAUGAAUAUGAAUUGAAUUUAUCAAUUCGACGAUGUCAACGCCUGUCAGCAAAAAAUAAUAUCUCAUCGGGUCCUMGUUUAUUGCAUUGUUGACGAUUAUUGUGCGUGUUUAUUGAAAGAAGUAUAUUUUAAAUAACAGAAACCAUUUUACGUUGUACUGCUUGCAAGUAUUCAAGAUGGCGGGCGUUUAGUAAUACAGUAUGUUCCUUUCCUUUAAACUCUCAAGACAUGUUUUAUUUAUUUUUGAUGAUGAACAACACCGUUAUAWUCAUAAAUGUAGUAAUUACAAGGUAUUUUCUAGAGAAAUAACUUAAUAAAUACAAUUUAUUGUAUACAAAUCGCUACUUUGAGCGUAAACCAUUGCUCUAUUUAAACAUUUGUAUAAUAAACCCCAGAUUAGUCACGUGAUUCAAAAUGUCGAACUAGAUAACAUCACUUAAAUUAUUAAUUCGUUCGACGUCCUAACUUAAAGGUGUAAUGUCAUGAAGUGCACAUUUGCAAGUGGCUAAAGAUGUCGGCUCGUGGAGGAGGAAAAGCUACGCCAUUUUACAAUGGCAGACAGAGGUUUGCCGCAGCGUCUAAGAUCGUGAGCUUUACUGCACAUUCCAUGACAGUUUCCCUUAAAAAAUUCUUUGUACAUCGGUAUUGAUAUUGCCGUAUGCCAAAUAGAGCUAAAAUCAAGUCGAAAAAGCUAUCUCUUUAGCGAAUAUUUAAAUACGUGUUAUUCACGAUAUAAAGUCUAUUSAAAAUCCUAUAAAAAAUUUARAUGAAACAUUAAUAAAUUCUAUCUGCAGUAGAGAUCUCUUCGUUUAAACAUUAACACUCGAUAACAUACUAUUUAUUCACAUUAGAGAGACUUUGAUYUCU